AUGAUUGACAUUUGGUUCCUCGGGAUUUUAGUCAUCGCCGCGCAGGACUGCAACGCCCAGCAGGAUGAAUACGGGCAGGGGACUGUGAUAUACACGCAAGACCAGCUGAACCAGUUGACGCAGAACUGCACCACCCUCUACGGGGAUCUGAUCGUGGCCUCCAACUAUACGGGUAGCUUCAUCGUGCACAACCUGACCAACAUCACCUCGAGCAUCUCCGUCCAGAACUCCACCGGGCUGACCUCGCUCGAGGCCCCGGAUCUCAUCUCCCUCUAUGUGGCGGGCUUCAGCUACGCCUCCUCUCUGCGGUCGAUCUCGCUGCCGCAGCUGCAGACGGCCGAGGUCUUCACCGUCAAGAGCCGCACCCCGCUGACCGUGUCGGCCCCGAACCUGCGGAAUGUGAGCUACUUAAAUAUGCUGGGGAGUGGCAUUAGCUUCGAUUUCUCCAAGUUGGAGAACAUCACCACUGGAUCCUCGAUCUGCGGCGAGUCGGGAUGUGAUACGCAGUCAAGUCAGGUAAUGAAGAUCGACCUGCCCGCGCUGCGGCAGGCGGCGAGCCUGUAUGUCGGCGGGAACGUUUCCAGUCUCUCAUUACCGGUCCUGGCAUCUGCCGGCAACAUCACCCAAGCGACCACCAGUGGCUACGGCGACUAUGACGCAGGCUUCACCGUGCACACGACGCAGCACCUCAACUUCUCCGUGCCCGAGCUCAGCUACAUGAACGGUAGCCUCUCGCUGCGGGGAGUCAUUGAUAGCAUCUCCGCUCCAUCAUUGGUGAACGCAACAGCGGACAUCCUAAUCGAGGCCUGGACCCCACUAGCCGUGAACCUGUCCAGCCUCGAGUACGCCGACGACAUCACCGUCACCGGCGUGAUCACCAGCACGGACUUUUCCUCCCUCAAAAUGGUCAACACCUUCUCCCUCUCCUCCUCCAAGCACCUCAACUGCGACAAGGUCCUCCCGUCCAACACGAGCGUCAUCCACGAGCACUGCGACGCCGCGCCCGCCAAGAAAUCCACCUUGGCCCGCAACAUCGGCAUCGGCGUCGGCGUCGGCGUCGGCGCGUCGCUGCUGCUGGCCGUCGCCGGCAUCGCGAUCUAUCGUCGUAGACACGCUCUGACUAAAAAGAAGAGGAAGGGGAAGCAGGCGGUCAGAGCCGGGGCCGGGACCAGUACGGGCGAGGAUAACAGUACGCUGGAGUUGAGGCCGGUGAGCAGUGGGGAAGGGCGGGAGGGGGAAAGUCGCGGGUCGAUGGAUCGAGGCGCCGACAGUGAGGGAACACAGAGCCAGACGGCGGCGGUCGCGCCGGCGGUCGUGCCGAGCGAGCCUCCGCCGCCUUAUUCGCGGUGGGGGUGA
Molecule: messenger RNA, 1356 nt
Organism: Aspergillus uvarum CBS 121591
Lineage: Eukaryota; Fungi; Ascomycota; Eurotiomycetes; Eurotiales; Aspergillaceae
Exons: 5
Coding region: 1-1356 (451 amino acids)
Source: RefSeq, a predicted model, not a curated record